AUGGCACCCAACAAACUAGCAAUCGCCAGCAUCUCCCUAAGCCAAUACCCAGGCCACACCCUCGACCACAAAAUCCGCGCCGCAGCCCAAGCCGGCAUCGCAGGAAUCGAAAUAGUCUACAACGACCUCCUCACCUACAGCAAAACCCAAAACAUCCCCAUCCACACAGCAGCCCAAAAAAUCCACACUCUCUGCCAGAAAACAAACAUCGAAGUCCUCUCCCUAGCCCCCUUCGAAAACUACGAAGGCUCAACAACCCCUCUAAAAGAAAGACUCGCCCUCGCCCAGCACUGGCUUGAAAUCGCCCGUCUGUUACAAGCACCAUACCUGCAAGUCCCCUCAAUCUUCACGGCAGACUGCAGCCGCGAUGAAAAAACAAUCAUAUCCGACCUCCAGCAGCUAUCCGACCUAGCCAGCUCCAUAAAACCAAUAGUAUCAAUCGCCUACGAGCCCUUGUCAUGGGGAACGAACUGCUCAACCUGGGAAAGUGCCCUGUCGAUCGUACAGCGGGUGAACCGUCCGAAUUUCGGACUGUGUCUGGAUACAUUCCAUGAAGGGACGCGUUUGUGGGGGGAUAAUGCUUCUCCGACGGGGAUGCAGAUGGACGCGGAGCGGAAGCUGCGGGAUUCGCUGAGGAGGUUUGUGCGGGAUUGUCCGCGGGAGAAGAUUUUCUAUGUGCAGCUUUCUGAUGCGGAGCGGUUCCAGCCGCCUUAUUCGUUGGCGCAUCCGUGGGCAUUGCCUGGUGAGGCGAAGGAGUUUACUUGGUCGAAGCAUGCGAGGCCUUUUCCGUUGGAGGUUGAGUUUGGGGCGUAUUUGCCUGUUGUUGAGAUUGCGAGGGCGUGGAUUGUUGAGGUUGGAUUUGAGGGGUGGGUUUCUAUGGAGGUUUUUGAUCGGAAUAUGAGGGAUGGGAGGGUUAGUCCGGAGACGGCGGCUAGGAGGGGGGUUGAGUCUUGGAGGAAGGUUCAGAUUGAGAUGGAGAGUAAGUCGAGGCUUUAG
Messenger RNA from Penicillium samsonianum, 996 nucleotides. RefSeq names its product sugar phosphate isomerase/epimerase family protein. Lineage: Eukaryota; Fungi; Ascomycota; Eurotiomycetes; Eurotiales; Aspergillaceae. The record is from RefSeq and is a predicted model, not a curated record. Bases 1 to 996 code for a protein of 331 amino acids. The transcript has a single exon.